CCCCUUCACCCCCUACCACACCACACCAUGCCUCUCACAGUCAUCCUGGCUACCGCUGGCUACGACCAUACCAUUCGCUUUUGGGAGCCGUCGGGCACCUGCCACCGGACGCUGCAGCACCCGGACUCGCAAGUCAAUGCGCUGUCGAUCACGCCGGACCGGGAGCAUAUUGCGGCGGCGGGCAACCCGUCGAUCCGCAUGUACGAGGUCCACACACAGCAUCCGAACCCAGUGACAUCGUACGAUGGCCACACUGGGAACGUGACGGCUGUCGGCUUUCAUUCUGAGUGCAACUGGAUGUACACGGCGUCAGAGGAUGGGUCGCUCAAGAUCUGGGACCUCCGCGCCUCGGGCUGCCAGCGUAACUACGACGUUGGCGCCGCGGUCAACCACGCCAUCCUCCACCCGAACCAGGGCGAGCUGCUCACCGCCGACCAGGACGGGAACCUCUCGGUCUUUGACCUCGUCGCCGACAAGUGCGUCUUCUCUGACACGAGCUCGGCCGGAACCGCUCUGCGUUCCGUUGCCGUCGACCCCGACGGCGUCUCGGUUGUCACUGCCAACAACUCGGGCGAUGUGCACGUGUACUCUGCGUCGCCGACAGAGUCCGGCUUCUACGGCCUCGCCUCCAAGUUCUCUGCACACGACACUUACGUUCUCAAGGUCCUUUUCUCGCCGCACGGCUCCACCCUCGCCACCGCCUCGGCCGACAAGACCAUCAAGCUCUGGUCCGUCGCCUACGACGCCGACGACGUCGCGUCCUUUGAGCUGUCGCAGACCCUCGUCGGCCACAAGCGCUGGGUCUGGGACUGCGUCUUCUCGGCAGACUCGGCUUACAUCGCCUCGGCCUCAUCUGACCAGGUCGCCCGCCUCUGGAACGUCGCCCAGGGCGAGACCAUCCGCCAGUACGCCAAGCAUCACAAGGCCGUCUGCGCCAUUGCGCUCAACGACGCCGCCGCUGAGGAUGUGCCCUCUCCAAGCUCGUAAACUACCUUUACUCACC
This is a messenger RNA of Thecamonas trahens ATCC 50062, 1003 nucleotides long. RefSeq names its product TOR kinase binding protein. NCBI's taxonomy places the organism in Eukaryota, Apusomonadida, Apusomonadidae. The record is from RefSeq and is a predicted model, not a curated record. Bases 28 to 987 code for a protein of 319 amino acids. Gene Ontology annotation, molecular function: protein binding. Gene Ontology annotation, cellular component: TORC2 complex; TORC1 complex. The transcript has 2 exons. Gene Ontology annotation, biological process: TOR signaling; regulation of actin cytoskeleton organization.